GCCCAAAGCAAAACGCACCUGUUGACCGUGCCCUUGCUGAGAGCUUUUGUGACGAAGGGGCAUUUCGGCUUGGUUCGUUCAUACCUCAAAGGGUCUUUCCAAGGGCGUGAGGGAGCUCCUGCGACAGGACAGCACAAGGCACAAUGACCGAGACCAGUGUGAUAACACCUGCCAUCUCUGAGAUCACGCUUGAGGAGGAAACUCAGAUGACUGCGGUGCCGACCGACAGUGGGAUUGCCACCCCAGCGCUGGUUGAACCAAUAGCGUCCAAAGACUUGCCAGUCUUGCCGCCCCACACUCCGCCAAAAGAUGACGGCGGUGUUCUAGCGGGCGCUCCAGAGGGCGAGCAUGCUGAGAAGCGGACGGUCCCGUCGGUGACGGAUAAUGCGACUGCUGGUGAUUCGAAAAUCAUACCACCGGCCACUCGCACCCAAACUCUUAACCAGUUCGAAAUCGCCAAACGGGAGGAACUUCGUCGGAAACAACAGGAAGCUCUGGAAGCCCAGAAGCGGCAGGAGGCUGAAAUGUUCGAGAAAGCGAGAAUUCUGAAACAGAAACUCCAGGCUGAGGAAAAGUUGCGAAAAGACGAAGAAGAAAGGGCCAGGAAGGAGGAAGAGGCGGCGAGGGAGAGGCUCUUGUUGAAACAGAAGGAAAAAAUGUCGGAGUUUGAGCGACAGAAAAUGGAGGCAGCCAAACGUGCAGAAGAAGAGCGGCUGGCUGAGUUGAAGCGAAAAGAGCAGGAAGCGUUCGCCAAAUUGGAGCUAGCCAAGCAGAAGAAGAUCCAAGAAGAGCGUGCUCGGCAGGAAGAACAAGAGCGAAUUCGUAAGGAGGAAGAAAGGGCACGUGAGGAGAAGCUGCGAAAACAGCACGAAGCUAUGGCCCGCUUCGAGGAAGAACGCAGAGUCAAGCAAAUGUCGCCAUCGGAGCGCGAGGCCUACCUGACAAGAAAGCAUGCCGAAGAGGAAGCUAUACGGAAGAAGAAGGAGGCAGAGGAAGAAGCCCUCCGGCUUGAAGAAGAGCGCAAGUUAGCUGCAGCGCGAGCUGUAGAGGAAGCGCGUCACGCAGCAGAAGAGCGAAAGCUUGCCGAGCAGCGUGCAGUAGAGGCAGAAGCGCGCAGAUUACAGGAGGAACAAAUAACAAAGCGCGCCGCCCACGCAGGAGCACAACCGAAAGUUGAGAAGGAUCUUCCUGUCAUUCCCCAAGAUAAGAAGGACAGUGGCGAAAUAUUGGCACCGGCAGCCGAGCAACAGCCGGAAGAGCCCAAACCCAAGGAACAACUAACCCCUGAGCAAGAGGCUCUGCUACAGGCGGUUGCCGAACGGGCGAGGGAAGAGGCCGAGCGUGUCAGAGCAGCCGCUGAGGCUGAAUUUGCCGAAUCUCAGAGACGGGAACAAGAAGCGGAAGCCCGCAAGCUGCGGGAAAUGGAAGCCGCUCAACGCGAAGCGGAAGCGGAACGAACGCGCUCGACAAUAUCUAACCCCCGAUCUGAAACUUCCCAAGAUCGUAAACAACGAGAGGAAGAGGAGCAACGCCUGGCGGAAGAGGCUGCCGAAUUGGCCCUCCAGGAAGCGCUACAACGCAAAAAGACAGUCAAAGACAUGGCGCUCCUGGACUCGGAUGCGUGGCGAGCGGACUUGGAGCGUCUCAUGGCGGCAGAGGAAGCCAAGUCUCGCGCUGAACAUGCAAAGAAUGACCUACCGAGACUUCCAAAUGACUCUGAGAUUGCCUCCACCCUGUCAGUUCCAUCACUAACAUCUCCUUCUAUGUCUACCGAUGCAAAAGUUGCACCUGGACCUCGUUCAACACAAAACAGAUCAGUCACUAACGAGACUGAGAAAGGGUGCUGUGGUUGCACGAUCAUGUAGUCCACCUGUUUUCUACGCAUCAAGAAAGGUAAAUGGUGGGGAACUAGAUGAUGCUGGCAUUACUUUCCCCUUUGGUCCGCCUUCCCCAUUCAUAUUCCACUUCACCCGUACACUUCUCUCACUUUGACUAUGUAAUCCUGUGCCUGUGGCCUCAUGUUUUUCUUGUUAGACUUUUGUUAGAUAGUGCUUUCCUUUCAUCGUGAAAGUGGUUUUGAUAUACAUUGUAGUUAAAGUAGUCAUGAAUAGAAACGUUGCUCUAAAGAAGGAUAGAUACUUGAUUCCAUAAAAUUACACUGUUCAGUUUGCUUUCGCC
Spizellomyces punctatus DAOM BR117 is the source of this 2178-nucleotide messenger RNA. RefSeq lists its product as uncharacterized. The record is from RefSeq and is a predicted model, not a curated record. The transcript is spliced from 5 exons. NCBI's taxonomy places the organism in Eukaryota, Fungi, Chytridiomycota, Chytridiomycetes, Spizellomycetales, Spizellomycetaceae. Bases 144 to 1865 code for a protein of 573 amino acids.